GCGACAAGUUACAUAUAACACUCCUGCGACGGAUUGAACGAAUUUGCGGAAUUGAUCUAUCUGGAAGAAAAGAUAAAGAAGAGAAUGACCCGUUUUCGCCCAUGUAUUGAUUUGCAUGCGGGCCAGGUCAAGCAGAUCGUUGGCGGUACGUUGACCUCCACACCGGGGGAAUUGAAGACGAACUACAUAUCCUCCCACCCGGCCGGAUAUUUCGCGAAGCUCUACAAGGAACAUGGCUUGGCGGGCGGACAUGUUGUGAUGCUUGGAGGAGGCAAUGAAGAGGCCGCAAGGGAAGCGCUGGCCGCCUGGCCUGGGGGGUUGCAAGUCGCCGGCGGCAUUAAUGACAAGAAUGCACAAUAUUGGAUAGAAGCUGGCGCCGAGAAGGUGGUUAUUACAUCCUACCUGUUUCCCGAGGGGCGGUUCUCUCUUGAUCGAUUACAGACGAUACUCUCCGCACUUGGGAAUGACAAGUCUAAGUUGGUACUAGACUUGAGUUGUCGGAAGAAGGGAGACUCUUGGUUCGUUGCCAUGAAUAAGUGGCAGAAGAUAACGGAAAUGGAGAUCACGCAAGAGACCAUCGCAAUGCUCGAACCAUACUGCUCCGAAUUCCUCAUUCAUGCUGCGGAUGUGGAGGGCCUGCAGCAAGGAAUUGACGAGGCGCUGGUGUCAAAAUUGGCCGAAUGGUGCACCAUCCCAGUAACUUAUGCCGGUGGCGGAAGGAAUCUGGGAGACCUCGACCGUGUCAAGUCAAGUAGUGGAGGUAAAGUGGACUUGACGAUUGGGAGCGCUCUAGAUAUAUUUGGCGGCUCUGGGGUUACUUUUUCGGAAUGCGUGGAGUGGAACAAGGCGAAUGGAAGCUAGAAAAUUUCGUACCGCCCUUAACGAGAAACGACCAAAAUUCUAGAAUUUGAAAACUUAUUCACCGUAUAUUAGGGGCGCAUGUAAUUCAAUAGCGAUUGGAGAUUCCAUACGCAGUAUGUCACCAUUGCGAGCACAUUCAUCAUUGAUGGUCACAAUCGGGGAGCUUUUAGCUAGGCUUAGCUGCAAGACAAUGAUCUCAUCUUGUCAAGAAGAGCUAUACUCAAGGAAAUAACUGAUGGGUCCGAGUGAGAUCCAGAGCUACUUAAGGUCGAAAGCCCGUUUCAAAGAUUUCAAGCGGUUCUGCCGCCAUUUAUCCGCCCCAUACCAAUCCUUAGGCGUCUCGUCGCCAUAGGCGUAGUUAACAUACGCAUUCAAGCUACUUUGGCCACUUCCCUCGUGGAGGAUCUGGCGAAUCUUGUUGCCGAGUUUCAUCGCUCGGUCAUCCAGUUGUUUUCCGUUCGGCGUGUAGGUGAGGAGCGGUGCGGCGAGCAGGUUCUGGGAGCGGUAGGCAAAGGCCGAGGAACCAUCCGGGAUCGCUCUUACGGCCUGCAUCGCAUACCCUUCAAACAUGAAGAGUGAGUUGCUGAAGGGGGUGCCGGGGCUGGUGGUGGCCUCGACGAACAGAUCGUAUACCCGUCGCUGCGCGGAGGGGUUGUAUGAUUUGAGAUAGAUGGGGAAGCGCGGGUUGGCGUUUCCGGUUAUCUGGCAGGGCGUGUCGGAGAGUGAGAUGCCUGUCCACCUAGCCAGGUCAAGAUAAGUUCCUGGAGUGGACUCUUUGGAGAUUGGCCCCAGGUCAUGGAAAGGCUUAGUAUAUGCUGGGUUGACGGUGUCUACCCCUUCCUGGAUGAGAUACAUGACGACGACCGGCUAUCGAAGUUGAUUAGAUUUGUUAUGACAGACCCCAAAUUGGCAUUUGGGGCACACGCACCUUAUUCGGGUCAAUUGUAGGAUCGAAAAACCAGUAAGACCAGUUGACAAGAUGAACGGGCAUGGUCCCGUUUGUCAGCCACAUCUCGUUGGCAAGCUCAUAAACCGCCUCGACCUUAUCGCCGCUAAAGAUGAUAGUCUCCAGCGCAUAAUUGCGGUGCUUGAUAUCGUAGAUUUUGGAAACCACAGAGGUGACAAUGCCAAA
Molecule: messenger RNA, 1993 nt
Organism: Blastomyces dermatitidis ER-3
Lineage: Eukaryota; Fungi; Ascomycota; Eurotiomycetes; Onygenales; Ajellomycetaceae
Product: 1-(5-phosphoribosyl)-5-[(5-phosphoribosylamino)methylideneamino] imidazole-4-carboxamide isomerase
Exons: 4
Coding region: 85-861 (258 amino acids)
Biological process (GO): L-tryptophan biosynthetic process; L-histidine biosynthetic process
Cellular component (GO): cytoplasm
Molecular function (GO): 1-(5-phosphoribosyl)-5-[(5-phosphoribosylamino)methylideneamino]imidazole-4-carboxamide isomerase activity
Source: RefSeq, a predicted model, not a curated record